AUGCAAGAUGGUGUCUCUGGUGCAGUUCCGGCAUCGAUUGACGAUAGACUGUUGGAGAACAAGUCGAUGUGGACUGCCCUUUAUUCUGGAUGUGGUGAACAACCGAACUCGUCAGGAGGAAGUGGUGUUGUGCAGCAGAAACGUAACAAAUAUAAGUAUGUCGGUGAGCAGGAAGUAACUGAUGGAUCGUUUGCCGGUGACCUUAACUACGGGCUUCAUACACUGUUCUUCACGGAACUGUUCCGAGGUUUCGGUGUUAUGCUUGGGCAUGUCUUCAUGGAACCAGCCACAAUCAACUAUCCCUUUGAAAAAGGCCCUCUUAGCUCUCGGUUUAGAGGGGAGCAUGCUCUUCGACGUUACCCAUCAGGUGAAGAGCGUUGCAUUGCUUGCAAACUUUGUGAAGCCAUCUGUCCAGCACAGGCAAUAACAAUUGAAGCAGAACUUCGUCCCGAUGGCAGUCGUCGUACCACACGAUACGAUAUUGAUAUGACAAAGUGUAUCUACUGCGGAUUAUGCCAAGAAGCAUGUCCAGUGGAUGCCAUCGUUGAAGGACCGAAUUUCGAGUUUUCCACGGAAACACAUGAAGAACAACUCUACAACAAGACUGAACUGAUGAGCUUUGCGAGUUGGUUCCUCAACGAGGUUGGCAUCACAACUGUUGAAGUCACUGAACGGGCUCUGGAUCAUAGCGAUGUCCUUGAGAGCAUCAGCAAUAUCUAUCCCACAUCAGCAAAGGACGUGCUGAAGUUUAAGAGGGAAAUGCGGAGUUGCUCGCAAGCGACUAUGGCGAUGAAAUCGCUUGGGUUAGUCACUAAAGGUGUAUUUGGUCGAACGCCAAAGCCAGCAUUAACGAACGGAGUUCUCCAGCAGAAACGUACCAAUUACAAGUACGUUGGUAUGGUAGCAGAGACCGAUGGAACAGGAGAGCAUUCUCUUCGUCGUUAUCCAUCAGGGGAAGAGCGCUGCAUUGCGUGUAAGCUGUGUGAAGCCAUCUGUCCUGCACAGGCGAUUACAAUCGAGGCAGAACCUCGUCCCGAUGGCAGCCGACGGGCUGUGAGAUAUGAUCUCGACAAUAAUAAGUGCAUCUACUGUGGACUAUGCCAGGAAGCUUGUCCUGUCGAUGCCAUCGUUGAGAGUCCAAAUUUUGAAUUUUCGGUCGAGACUCAUGAGGAGCUGAUAUAUAACAAGGAAAAGCUUCUUACAAAUGGCGACCGCUGGGAACCUGAGCUGGCAGCUAAUAUACAGGCAGAGUACUUAUACCGGUGA
This is a messenger RNA of Haemonchus placei, 1266 nucleotides long. The record is from the annotation of a GenBank genome assembly. NCBI's taxonomy places the organism in Eukaryota, Metazoa, Nematoda, Chromadorea, Rhabditida, Trichostrongylidae.